Messenger RNA from Kalmanozyma brasiliensis GHG001, 2658 nucleotides. RefSeq names its product Glycoside hydrolase, family 5. The record is from RefSeq and is a predicted model, not a curated record. Bases 1 to 2658 code for a protein of 885 amino acids. NCBI's taxonomy places the organism in Eukaryota, Fungi, Basidiomycota, Ustilaginomycetes, Ustilaginales. Gene Ontology annotation, molecular function: steryl-beta-glucosidase activity. Gene Ontology annotation, biological process: ergosteryl 3-beta-D-glucoside catabolic process. The transcript has a single exon.
AUGCCCAGGCCGCCGACACACUCGCCCGUCACGGGUGAGCCAGUUCCAGACUACUAUAUACACGCUUCUGACGCCUUCUUCCGCGAUACAAAAGGACGCGCCCUCCUCCUGCGGGGCGUCAAUCUGUCCGGUCAGAACAAAAGCCCCAUUGGCCAACCAUCACAAAAGCUUCAAGGCUUCUGGGAAUCCGCCGAGUCAGGUGGAGAAUCGUUCGUAGGUCAGCCACUCAACCUUCAGGAUGGCUCGGCAGACGUGCAUCUCGCUCGCCUCCGCUCUUGGGGCUUCAACUGCUUGCGCUACGUCUUUACGUGGGAGGCCAUCGAGCACAGAGGUCCCGGCCAAUAUGACACCCAAUACCUCGACUACACCGUCGCCGUCCUCCGCAAAGUCAAGCAGUACGGAUUUCGAGUGUUUAUGGAUCCACAUCAGGACCUCUUCUCCCGCUUUACCGGUGGUUCUGGUGCACCUUACUGGACCCUCAUCGCUUGUGGAAUGAACCCUCGCAACGUUACUGCUACGCAGGCCGCCUUCCUCCAAGCAGAGUGGCCCAGCGCAGACAACCCGGACCCAGCCGACUUUCCCGAUAUGCUAUGGGCAACCAACUACACUCGCCUCGCCGCCGCUUCCCUCUCCAUUCUCUUCUUCGCUGGCCGACACUUUGCUCCCCGAUGCAUCAUCGACGGUCAGAACAUCCAAGACUGGCUACAGUCCCAUUUCCUCAACGCCUGCAAACAGCUUCUCGACAAGAUCGUCGCCGCAGGCGAUCUCGUUGACGAGUGUGUCAUCGGUUGGGACAGCGUAAAUGAGCCAAAUCAAACCUACAUCAGCCUUGAGAGCAUCUCCAGCAUCCCUAAAUCAUGGCAGCUCAAAAAGGGCCCUGUCCCUACCCCUAUCCAAAGCUUUCGUCUCGGAGCUGGCCAAGCUCAGACAGUUGAAAAUUGGGUCUUCAGCUCACUCGGACCCAAACGUAGCGGCUCCGUCGAGGUGGAUCCAAAGGGAAAGCUGGCUUGGUUGACAGAGGAAGAGGACGAGGUUCAGGGUGGUUCCAAGUGGGGUUGGAAACGCGACGAGGCUUGGCCACUUGGUCAAUGCCUUUGGGCUGCUCACGGCGUUUGGGACCAAGCCACCGGCGAGGUCCUCAACGACGCUUACUUCCGCUGCUUCGAAGGCCCUGCUGGUACCAGACCCGCCGAGUUCGCCGAGGAUUACUGGCUGCCACACCUCCGAGAGUACGCAAGUCUCAUCCGGUCGGCUCAUCGCGAAGCCAUCAUGUUCAUUCAGCCACCCGUCUUCGAGCCACCACCCAAGUCACUUUCUCAGGAUGAUCUCAAGCAACGUGCGUGUCUCUCUGGCCACUUUUACGAUGGUCUCACCCUCAUCACCAAGCACUGGAAUUGGUUCAACGCAGAUGCUGUGGGUCUGCUGCGAGGCAAAUACCGUGGUGUCCCCUUCGCAAUCCGUAUAGGCAACAAGGCCAUCCGUCAAUCUAUCCGAGACCAGCUGGGCUAUCUUCGUCAGGAUUGUUUGGACGGCCUCGGUCAAUAUCCUACCCUGAUUGGUGAGAUCGGCAUCCCCUAUGACCUCGACAAGAAGAAAUCCUACUACGGUGACAGCAAGGGACGAGGCAUCGGAGACUAUUCAGCGCAGACCUUGGCUCUCGAUGCGUCGCUCAACGGCUGCGAUGGCAAGAAUCUUCUCAGCUACACUUUGUGGACCUACUGUCCAGACAACACGCAUCAGUGGGGCGAGGAUUGGAACGGCGAGGACCUCAGCAUCUGGAGCCAAGACGACGUCAAGGGAGCUGACGCCGGCGACUCGUCCGAGCGAGCAAGGGCCGCGUCCGUAUCGAGCGAACGCUCUAAAACUCUCAGUACGGUCUCGUCUGGCACCAAUUCUAGAUCCAGCAUCAAUCUGCCCGAGCUCGUCCAAGGCGCUGGCAACUACAAUGCGCCCAGCCUGCUCAACGGCUCGCGCGCAGCUGCCGCCUUCUGUCGUCCAUUUCCGGUGGCUACCGUCGGCACGCCUGCAAGCAUCGACUUUGACAUCAAGUCGUCCGAGUUCAGCUAUGCUGUCGACAUGACUGGCGCCGAGUUGGACGACGCCGGGCUCGCGACAGAUAUCUACCUGCCGUUCCUUCACUAUGGCGCUGACGAUAUUGCUGCAGCUGCCAGCGGCGAUCGCGGCAACAGGGGUAAAGGAACCAACAGAAGCAGAGAGAACAGCACCGCUUCCGAGCGCUGGGCUCGAAAGCAAGAGCAGAAGAUCCGUUCUGCCGACUCUCUCGCAUCUUCAACCUCGAGCCUCAACACCGGUGAGUCAUCGAAUUUCGACGACGACGUGUCAUCCUCUUCGGGGUCAACCGUCAAUGGCAACUCUACCGAUCCUUCGGGAGCAGCCUCGACCAGGUCUGCCGCACAGCUAGCCGCCUUGGAGCAACUUCUUUCGCUCGAUGUAGAGGUCUCGGCGGGUCGAUGGGAAGUGGAAGGCCAGUAUCUGAAAUGGUACAUCACGAAGGCAGAGGCCAUCGCCGACGACGCCGGAAACCCUACCAACGGUGUCUUCCGCCAUUCGAUCAAGGUCAAACGCAAAGGCGGACCCGUCAAGCUCGAGAUGUCGGGCAGUGCGUGGGACAUCCUAUGUUCCUGUGGCCUUCUCUAG